GCGAUCUUAAGCUCUCAGCAUCCUCCUCUUCCCGCCGUCAAAGCAAAACCCUAGGAACCCCAUUUGCUCUCAGUUAGUGGAAAUGACAACAGUUCCAGGGCAACUUGUAUGGGAGAUCGUGAAGAAAAACAACUCCUUUUUGGUUAAGGAGUUUGGUAAUGGUACCGCCGGUGUUGUCUUCAGCAAAGAACCUAACAAUCUUUACAACCUUCACUCUUACAAACACUCUGGCCUAGCAAACAAGAAAACUGUGACUAUCCAGGCUGAGGGGAAAGAUAAGUCUGUGUUGCUUGCUACAUCGAAGACCAAGAAGCAAAACAAGCCUUCAACUUUGCUGAACAAAUCUGUGAUGAAGAAGGAAUUCCGCAGAAUGUCCAAGGCUGUAACCAACCAGGUUGCAGACAACUACUACAGGCCAGAUCUGAAGAAGGCAGCCCUUGCAAGGCUGAGUGCCGUGAACAGGAGUCUCAAGGUUGCCAAGUCAGGUGUGAAGAAGAAGAACAGGCAGGCGUAAGACUUCAUGCUAGGAAAUGCUAUGGCGAGUGACUUGCAACGCAUGGUCUUUUAAGUACCAAAGUUUUGUGUUUGAAUUUUAUCUUAUAUUUCUUUCCGAGGUAGCUAUUGGCGCAAGUAACAUUGUUUCUCUAGUUUUGACUCUUGAGCAAAUAUUGGCAUCGUUUAUCAGUUUAAAAAGAUCAUUUACGUUAAUGUAUGGUGUCUUGGACUUGGGGCAUUA
Nicotiana tabacum (common tobacco) is the source of this 736-nucleotide messenger RNA. Its product is annotated as large ribosomal subunit protein eL28z. Gene Ontology annotation, biological process: translation. Gene Ontology annotation, cellular component: ribosome. Gene Ontology annotation, molecular function: structural constituent of ribosome. NCBI's taxonomy places the organism in Eukaryota, Viridiplantae, Streptophyta, Magnoliopsida, Solanales, Solanaceae. The record is from RefSeq and is a predicted model, not a curated record.